This is a messenger RNA of Dimorphilus gyrociliatus, 670 nucleotides long. The record is from the annotation of a GenBank genome assembly. NCBI's taxonomy places the organism in Eukaryota, Metazoa, Annelida, Polychaeta, Dinophilidae.
UAUGCAAUCCUCUCAUUCCGAAGGUGGUAAUUAUGCACUUCUGGUGGUACCGCUUGCGGCAGCCGCAUUAGGAACUUGGCAAGUUCAGAGAAGAAAGUGGAAGCUGGGUCUUAUUGAGGAUCUUCAGAAGAGAACAACAGCUGAACCAGUAGAAUUACCAGUAGACUUUCAAGAACUGGAAGAUAUGGAAUAUAGAAAAGUUAAAGUAACCGGCAGGUUUGAUCACCGUCGCGAGAUAUGCAUCGAGCCUAGAAGUCGCCUGGAGAGUGAUGAUAGCAAGCGUAGUGGAUUGGGUUCCAGCUCAGCAACCAUAGGCGCUCAUAUUAUUACCCCUUUUAUCUUGGAAGAUAGAAACUCUACCAUUUUGAUUAAUAGAGGAUGGGUUCCCAGAGGAAAGGUUAAGCCAAACUCGAGGCCUGAAGGACAAAUUAACAAUACGAUUACUCUUACUGGAGUCGUUCGGACAACGGAGAAGCGUCAAUAUACAAAGAAUAAGCCAGAAAUGAAUCAAUGGUUUAACAGAGAUGUAGAAGAAAUGAGCUAUUAUCUUGAUACGGAUCCAGUGUUUCUCGACGCCGAUCACAGCAGUACAAUACCAGGUGGUCCGAUUGGAGGUCAAACAAGAGUGACACUUAGGAAUGAGCACUUUUCUUAUAUAAUCACAUGGUGA